This is a messenger RNA of Pocillopora damicornis (cauliflower coral), 2463 nucleotides long. RefSeq lists its product as uncharacterized. NCBI's taxonomy places the organism in Eukaryota, Metazoa, Cnidaria, Anthozoa, Scleractinia, Pocilloporidae. The record is from RefSeq and is a predicted model, not a curated record.
AAACUUACUUGUGCUAUGAUUUUCGUUCUUUUUACAGUAACUCGACGGAUUAGCGUGUGAUUGUAAGCAGAACAUGGCCGUGGAGUUUAUCGGUUUUUUCUCUGUGCUUCUUUUCUUUCUCUCUUCUUGUAAAGCCAAGCUAGGGAACUACAGUGAGGCUCAGUGCAAGGUCUUACCGGUUGGAAAAGGGACUGCAUCCGAAUUCCGCGUUGAGGCUUCCGAGAAGGGUGUUAGAAUAAUAUACUUAGAUUUGAAGUUCAGUAACGACAGCUACCGUCCAUUAGAGUCAGAAAACGAGUUUCUCCCAAAUAGAUGGGUUUGGGCGAGUUUGAUCAGCGAGCCAAUGUUGUCUAUGUCCUAUGACUAUGACAUUUUAUCCAUGGGCCUCCUUAAAUACCAAACAAGAAGUAUGGAUGUGUUAUUGAAAGAUCAACCAAGCGGAUGCCUUGCGAACUUGAAAUCAUCCUAUCAAAACAAGGUAGUUGGAAGAGCACUUCUGAGUAUGACACAGAUAAACUCAGGUGAACCAUCAGAUAAGAAUGUUGUGUGUGUUGCAAUGAUUGAAAACUUUUUAUGGAGCUCCUUUGAGGGAAAUGUUAAAUUCCAGUGCUGUAAGAUGAGGAAAGACGAAAACACGGGGUCUGCUUCAAUUCAAUGUGAGCUGGAUGUUCAAGUUAGCGGUUGGUUCCAAGCUUUUAAUGGUACCCUAAACCUUUUGACUGUGCUAAUGAUGUUAAACCCUCGCGUGGAAGUAAAAACUCAUGCUUACUUUAAAGUGCACAAUUUAGCUUCAUGUUUAAUUACCCUUCACCAAAAAGCACUGGUAGGGUCUAUAAAGUUCUUUACAUGUUACGGUAUUGAGAAACGAGAUAGAACUCCUUUCAUUGCCUUGUGGGUGUUAUUCUGGGAUUUUGUUUCAGUCAUAGUUGUGGGUGGCAUUUUUGGAGGGAUAUGCCUCUGUCUUUUGUUAGUAGGAUUAGUCUUGCUUAUUUUUUGGUAUUCACCGUGGUUUAGUCUGAUCCAAGUCUGUUUUAGGAAACUAUUGCAAAUAGCAAGAAAACGUAUCCACGAAAUACGCAACGAAAACCUUCUUUUUCACACACAUAUUUUAAAGUUGUUUGUUGUUGAAUUUUUUGUAUUUUGUUUUCAUCUACUUGUAGAGGCAAUAUUAACAGACGGCUGUUGGGUAGGGGGCCUGUCUUGCCGAUGUAUCACUCGCAUGUUUGGUUUGGUGAUUUUAGGUCUUGUGUUAAAUGCGUCAAUCGUGGGCCCAUUUGUAGCAUUAUCUAUCGUUGCUUUAACAAACAUUUAUCUAUGUUACUAUAAUCUGCAAAUGCGCUACCGAGAUGUAAAGGAAAUGAUUUCGGAGAAGUGGCAGACUCUUGAUGGAAAACACGAGCACGAUGCAAUUCCAGAAGAUCUAUUUUGGCGCAUUUGUAGUGGCGCGUCAAAUUCAAAUAACACAGUUCCACCAGUUAGGGGUGAAGUAAACCUCAUGCUUUGCAAUAUGGCCAUUAUUUUGAUAUUUCUAUUUUUGGUUCACUGCUCUGUAUUUCUAGUAACUGAUGCGAAGAGCAUUUCAGCAGUGCCAUCAACGAUUACUGUGUUUUUAAGCGGAGCUAUUCCUGGGUUAUUUUUCAAAGGAUUGACUAACGGAAAGCGAUUUACAGGUGAGACAAGGGUGAGAAUGAUUAGAGAAAUCGAGGAGGCGGUUAUAGACUACAAGGAAAAUACCGCGGUAGAGGUGUUUAAUCUGUCGCAAAAUGAUGCUAAAUUUACCGCAGUUCCACCAGUUAGGGGUGAAGUAAACCGCAUGCUUAGCAAUAUGGCCAUCAUUUUGAUAUUUCUAUUUUUGGUUUUCUGCUCUGUAUUUCUGGUGACUGAUGCGAGCAGCAUGUCAGCAGUGCCAUCAACGAUUGCUGUGUUUGUAAGUGGAGCUAUUCCUAGCUUACUUUUCAAGGGAUUGACACACGGAAAGCGAUUUACGGGUGAGACAAGGGUGAGAAUGAUUAGAGAAAUCGAGGAGGCGGUUAUAAAGUACAAGGAAAAUACCGCGGUAGAGUUGAAUAAUCUGUUGCAAAAGGACACUUUAUCGAAUGAACUGACUUUGGCCUAGUACAAUGAAGGGUUAUGAUAUUCGGAAAGUGCCGCGAUCGUCGUGCGUCCCUUUCUCAUCCUUUGCUUGGUUUCGUGAGGAAGGGCGCAUCAGCUUUCCUAGCUACUACUACUUUUCAUAUUCAUUCCUUAGUUCUUCUAAGUACUCUAAAAGGACAUUCUCAUCUUAUAAGAUAUGAACAAGAAGUAAGAUUAGAUAACUUAUUGAUUUUGCCAAUGUCAGUCCUGACGCUAUGUGUGCUAUGUUCCAUCAGUUAUUAAUCAUUGCUGUCACUUAUUAAUCGUUGCUUGACUGAGUAUUAUGUACUUCAAGGCCUCUGUACUGAAAUAAAUAUUUCGUAAAUUGCA